Ichthyophthirius multifiliis is the source of this 328-nucleotide messenger RNA. Its product is annotated as kinesin motor domain protein. The record is from RefSeq and is a predicted model, not a curated record. The annotation marks the transcript as partial. Gene Ontology annotation, molecular function: ATP binding; microtubule motor activity; microtubule binding. Gene Ontology annotation, biological process: microtubule-based movement. The transcript is spliced from 3 exons. NCBI's taxonomy places the organism in Eukaryota, Ciliophora, Oligohymenophorea, Hymenostomatida.
CUUUUGUUUUGAUUUUUUUUUAUUAUCAUAACUUAAGAAUUAUUAAUGCUAUUUAAGAUUAGUUAAUUAAUCUUCUCGACUUUUAUAUAUAUAAUUGCACAUGUUUUGUAUAUGGAAUGACUGGUUCAGGUAAAACUUAUACCAUGUUUGGAAAUAUGUAAUAAAAUAUGGAAGGAGCAUUUGCUCCAUAUCGUUAUUCAAAAUUAACACCCAUUCUUAAAGAUUCCCUUGGAGGAAAUAUAUUUGCACGCAUUAUCUCAUGUAUAAGUCAUGACUUUUACUGUAUAGAAAAAAGCUUAAAUACUUUGAAAUACUCUUAAAGAGCUAU